This is a messenger RNA of Dama dama (fallow deer), 1135 nucleotides long. Its product is annotated as general transcription factor IIF subunit 2-like. The transcript has a single exon. Gene Ontology annotation, biological process: transcription by RNA polymerase II; transcription initiation at RNA polymerase II promoter. Lineage: Eukaryota; Metazoa; Chordata; Mammalia; Artiodactyla; Cervidae. The record is from RefSeq and is a predicted model, not a curated record. Gene Ontology annotation, cellular component: transcription factor TFIIF complex.
GUGUGUUCGUCUUUCCCAGGGCUCCCGGCAUCCCGGAAGUUGGACCGCAGGCUCUUCACAGUCAACCUCUUGCCAGUGUUCGCCGUGUGCUUCGGUCCCUCGUCUCGCAGUCCCAGCUCCCGGGGCCGCUGCUCUAGGUCCGCAGGUCUCCGCCGGCGACAGACCCAUGGCCGAGCGCGGAGAAGUCGACCUGACUGGCGCCAAGCAGAACACUGGAGUGUGGUUGGUCAAGGUUCCUAAAUAUUUGUCGCAGCAAUGGGUUAAAGCCCCUGGAAGAGGUGAAGUUGGGAAGCUGAGGAUUGCCAAAAAUCAAGGAAGGACCGAGGUUUCAUUUACUUUGAAUGAGGAUCUUGCAAAUAUUCAUGAUAUUGGUGGAAAACCGGCUUCAGUCAGUGCUCCUAGAGAACAUCCAUUUGUCUUACAAAGUGUUGGAGGACAGACAUUAACCGUGUUCACUGAGAGCUCCUCAGAUAAGCUUUCACUGGAAGGAAUAGUGGUACAAAGAGCUGAAUGCUGACCUGCUGCCAAUGAAAACUACAUGAGGUUAAAGAGAUUGCAAAUAGAAGAAUCUUCCAAACCUGUAAGGCUAUCACAGCAGCUGGAGAAAGUCGUGACAACCAAUUACAAGCCUGUUGCUAAUCAUCAGUACAAUAUUGAAUAUGAAAGGAAAAAGAAAGAAGAUGGAAAACGAGCCCGAGCUGAUAAACAACACGUUUUGGACAUGCUGUUUUCAGCUUUUGAGAAGCAUCAGUAUUAUAAUCUGAAGGACUUGGUGGACAUCACAAAACAACCUGUGUCGUACCUGAAGGACAUCUUAAAGGAAAUUGGUGUUCAAAAUGUAAAAGGGAUCCACAGAAACACAUGGGAACUGAAGCCAGAAUACAGACAUUAUCAAGUAGAAGAAAAAAGUGAUUAAGAAGAUUCGAAGCCCGCCUAACAGAACUAAAGGAUGAUGAGCUGAGCAGGCAGCCUUGAUACGUGAAUCCUUGAGCACCAUCUAUUAUAGGGGGGAAAUGACUGGUAUUUUCAUUUCUCUAGGUAAAUUUUUUAAACAAUAAUUCUUGUAAAGUUGCUUAAAUGAUUUUUGAGGAAAAAGAACAUCUUUAUUUAUAUACUUAUAUUAAACCAGAUUAUU